Messenger RNA from Scophthalmus maximus (turbot), 1930 nucleotides. It is a transcript of the gene akip1, whose product is annotated as A kinase (PRKA) interacting protein 1. Gene Ontology annotation, biological process: regulation of non-canonical NF-kappaB signal transduction. The transcript has 6 exons. The record is from RefSeq and is a predicted model, not a curated record. The coding region runs from base 634 to 1134 and encodes 166 amino acids. Gene Ontology annotation, cellular component: nucleoplasm. NCBI's taxonomy places the organism in Eukaryota, Metazoa, Chordata, Actinopteri, Pleuronectiformes, Scophthalmidae.
GUGGUAAUACACGUUGAAAAACCAUGGAUGGAGCUGCUGCGUCUUGUGUAGUUUCACCACGACAGACGCACGUCAACGACAUCCGCCGGCGCCUGAUGUAGUCUAGUGAAAGUCGAGUCGGAUUCUCUGAGCACCGCUGUCGACUUUUCCUAAGUCCUAUGUAUCCUCCUUGACCUCAAGACGUCUUCCACUGAGGUCAGGGAAUAGUCGAUAGGAAGGACAAUUCGACCUCCCCCCACUUCAUAAACCUGGUGACACUCUUACAGUGAUCAGAUGUGAUGUUAAGAUGGUUACAAAAUCAAAACUUAAACAAAAAUACAUUUUUAUUGGACUAAGAAUAAAGUGUCCAGUAUUUCAUAAGAAUAAAUAAACCAGUGCUACAUGUUUUAAAUAUCUCAUGACCCAUGAAGAGUCCCGGCCCUUGAGGGCCAGUUGAUUAGUGUCCCGCUCGUCAAUACGGGGGGCGGGGCUUGGCAUGCAGGGUUUCCCGUCCUGUCUUUUGAAAGCAGCAGGGGCACGGUUGCGUGUGGAAGCCGUGACUCCACUUUGCAAACUCGACGUGGAAAAUGUGAGGAGUUCACGCUCAAGGUGACUGACAGGUGACUGUCACCUGAGCUUGUACUCGACCUGUUCAUGGAAAGUCAAGCCUGGCUGGAGUCGUCCCUUCGGCGCUCUGCCAGUCUGGGCCGGGAGGUGCUGCGGCGGGCCUCCAGGCGCAGCGUGGACUGGACCAGCACCGGUGCAUCCCAGACCCCCACUACCGCAGAUGAAGACUCACAAAUCCCUGUCAAGAGCGCCCACACAGAGCUCAAUGAUGCCUUUGCAACCAUCGCAGAGUUCAUGGCACAGACGACCCAUCAAUGCAAGAGGGUUUACGAGUCCGGCUGCUGCCCAGAGCCCACUGACAAAGAGAGGGAGCACGUGUGCAGGUUCCACACGCGACCAGCUGCUGGGAAGAAGGCACCCUCUCUGCCAGCCAGGAAACAUGAUCACGUGUCGGCAACAGAUGAAGAUUUCUAUAUCGAGGUUUCCCCUGGAACGUACGCCAUCACUGCCCGCGUGCAGGAGUCACAGCAGCAGACUCAGCAGACAUGGCAAAGUUCAAUAAUCUGUACACUGACACAUUAUGUGUAAACAGUAGUGGCAUUGUUCCGUGCAAAAGGCUGCCGUCCCGCAGGCGGUCGAGGUCUGAAGUUGGUCCUACCCAAAACUUCUCUGAGGCUCGCUCCUCUUUCUUUAACACCUGGAAGUGACUGAAACAGAGAGCUGUGAUUGGGCGAGGCGCUGAUCUGCGGGACAGGGAAGCUGAACCUCGCAGGUUGUGAGGUCCUCCAGACCACUGCACUCCCUGCAGAUUAGAUUACAAGAUUAGAAUAAAAGAUCUUGUGCAGGUGUACUGAUGUUAGUUUACACUGUCAGUGCUUUGUAACAUGUAUGUCUUUGCUAGAAACUAAACUGCCAUACAGUUAGACCAUUGAUUUUUAUUCUAAAUACAGCCAUGAUGAAAAAAAGACUUUUCAUGAUCUUUUGAUGGGAUGAGUACAAGUGUUUGUCGAAACUUAAGAAGAAAUCCAUAAUUUAGUGUUAAUUUAACCUACCACAAUUGCAACCACAUUUAGUUUUACUGGAUUUCAUCACAAUGAAAAUUUCAUCCAACUAAUAAUGUUCACAAGCACUGAAAUACUAAGGGAUUAUUGUUUUUUUCAACUGGACCGUGUGAUCUAACACAUUAACAUUUUCUGUCUCAAAGUACCCUGCUUCAACACAUUUUACUAAACACAAAUAGACAGAUAUAAUACAGAUUAUUUUUAAAUUUCCGAUUUCAAGUGAGACCAUUGCUCUUACUGCUUUUUUUCUUCCCCUCUGCUCUUCCCUUUUAUUAGCAUUACCAUGUAUUUUUCCGAUAAAACGUUCACAAUGCUGAACACUG